Messenger RNA from Ceraceosorus guamensis, 1644 nucleotides. RefSeq lists its product as hypothetical. The transcript has 4 exons. The record is from RefSeq and is a predicted model, not a curated record. Gene Ontology annotation, molecular function: aspartate kinase activity; NADP binding; homoserine dehydrogenase activity. Bases 319 to 1449 code for a protein of 376 amino acids. Gene Ontology annotation, biological process: L-homoserine biosynthetic process; aspartate family amino acid biosynthetic process. Lineage: Eukaryota; Fungi; Basidiomycota; Exobasidiomycetes; Ceraceosorales; Ceraceosoraceae.
CGUGAGUUCAAGUCGUGAGGGUGAAUCUUCCUUCGCGUGCGAUGCCCGAGGUAUGGCGCCAACUCUUGAUUUGCCUCGUGCCCAUUCACGUGAUUCUUGAUUUCCGGAAGGCUUGCAAUCCGACACUUGUACGAGUGCACAGACUAUCGCGCAGGCUGUCAUAAGCACUCAUCACUUCUCACCCUCAAGCACUCACGAGCAGUAGUCGAGAUCGUCCGUUCUUUCGAGCCUCUACACACCAACGACCCACUCUUUGACAAGUAGUCUCUGGAGACUGCAACGCAAUAUACACACCCUUGCAUCCUCUUCGACCGCGUCAUGGCUGCCCACCUCGUUUCCGGUGCAGCUCCAAAAGGCAUCAACGUCGCCAUCAUCGGCGUCGGCCUGGUGGGCUCAGCUGUGAUCUCUCAGCUGGCCGCUUUGCCGAUCUUGAACAUCAUCUCUCUGCAAAACAGCAGGAAGAUCCUUCUCUCGCCGAGCUCAGCAGCCCUCAAGGACUGGAAGUCCUCCUUGGAUGGCUCCACAGACUCUGUGCCAGCUCUUCCGGAGCUGGUCGCCACCUUGCAAAAGCUUACCCGAGAGACUGGCAGACACACUGCGGUGGUCGACAACACGUCCAACGACUCGGUCGCCAGCUUCUACCCAGAGUUCCUCAAAGCCGGCUUCAGCGUCGUGACUCCCAAUAAGAAGGGCGUGUCCGGUUCUUUGGAGCUGUACUCUCAGAUCCUCAAGCUUACCAACCCGGCCCAAGCAGGCGCACCGCUAUUCUACGGCGAGUCGACUGUCGGCGCAGGUCUGCCCAUCCUUGGCACUCUCAAGGACCUGGUCAGCACUGGAGAUGAGGUGACCAAAAUCGAAGGAGUCUUGUCCGGCACUCUGAGCUACAUAUUCAAUGAGUUCUCCACGCCAGCAGGCGCUACAGUCAAAUUCUCCGAGGUGGUCAAGGUGGCGAAGGACAAUGGAUACACUGAACCGCAUCCCGACGCUGAUCUGUCGGGCUCGGACGUGUCGAGGAAGCUCACCAUUCUGUCUCGCCUCAUCCCUUCGCUCGUCAACCUGCUUCCGCAAGGCUUCGAAUCGGUGCCUACUUCGUCGUUGACGCCGGAAGGGCUCAAGGGAGAGCAGGACGGAGAAGUGUACACGCAAAGGUUGAAAGAGUUUGAUGGAGAAUUUGACGCGCUGAGAUCGAAAGCUGCCAGCGAAGGAAAGGUACUGAGAUACGUAGGAACCAUCGAUGUUGCCAAGAAGGAGAUCAAGGCGAGCUUGGAAAGCUACCCAGCCACGCACCCGUUUGCCACCUCUCUGUCUGGCAGCGACAACAUCAUCGCCUUCCACACCAAGCGAUACUCGGCUAGGCCUCUGCUUGUGCAGGGAGCAGGCGCCGGUGCAGAUGUCACCGCUAGCGGCGUUACUGCAGAUCUUCUCAGAGUGGCGGAAAGGAGAGGAUAAGCGCCGCUCCCUGAGGUUGCGCAUCGCGGAAAUGCAAAUGGAGCUGAGAAGAACAUGUCGAUGGUUUGUGUGUGAUGUCUCGCAAUCGUUGGCAGCCGUUCGAUAGGUGUCUGGGUGAUGAGAUUGAUGUGCGGAAGGGAGGGACGGACAGCCAUCUGGGCUGCCCCUUUCGUCACCCGCCGACGUCAACCGUGG